Molecule: messenger RNA, 1680 nt
Organism: Clonostachys rhizophaga
Lineage: Eukaryota; Fungi; Ascomycota; Sordariomycetes; Hypocreales; Bionectriaceae
Source: the annotation of a GenBank genome assembly
AUGGCCGAGAUAAUCGGCACGACGGUCGGCGUCGUGGGCUUCCUCGGCCAGCUCUUCCACGGCUGCGUCAAGGCGUACGGGUACUUCACGGAGGCGACGCACAUGGACGGCGACAGCCAGAAGCUGCUGUGCAAGGUGCGCAUCGAGGAGAUGCGCCUCGUCGUCUGGGGCCGCGAGUGGGGGGUGGUCGAGGGCAACUUCGAGGCCCAUCUGGACCGGAGCGAGGGGAGCAACCCGCAGCUGAGGGCGCUGGCCAAGCAGAUCCUCGAGGAGCUGCACGGCACGGUGACGGACUUCAAGAAGCUCAAGGAGACGUACGGGCUCAUCGACGAGCCUGGGGAGCAGGGGAAGAUGAAGUCCAAGGGGGAUGCUAGGCCCUCGCCCAAGGACGAGAGUGCAAACCCGCUGAAAAGCGAAAAGAGCUGGAGACGGGAGCUCACAUUGAGGUCUAAAUGGGUGAUAGGUGACAAAAGCAAGUUCAUCACUCUCCUCAAUGAUCUCAAAGACUUCAACGAUGGGUUAGAGCGUCUCUUCCCCCCAUCCCAAGUGCAGUCUUUCCAACGAGCAUGGACUCACCAGCUGCUGGAAACCGCCCAGCGUGACCUCAACAAGCUCUCCCUCCUCGAGAACGCCUCGAGCGGCAUCUACCCACACCUCACCAACUCGGCCAACCUCAAGAAGCUACGCAUCAACCUCGACACCAAACCGCAAUCAUCCUUCAAGCCCACCUACCGCCUCAAGGUCCCCCGUCCAGCCCUAAGCUUCCCCGAGCAACCAAAGGACGACAAGGCCGACCAGACCGUCGGCCCCCAACGCUUCCAGGCCCAGCACGAGACCGCCGGCGACGUCGUCAUCGAGUGGGUCGACUACGACAAGGACGCCCUCGACGAGCGCCUCGCCCACCUCCGCCGCAUGGACGACCUCGCCCGCAUGAUGCACUCCGCCUCCUCCUGCCACCCGGACCUCCAGAGCGUCGACUGCCUCGGCUACACCGACGACGCCGACCGCAGCCGCUACGGCCUCGUCUACAAGGCCCCGGCCCCCUCCCACUCCCACCUGCACACCCUCAUCUCCAGCCCGGACCUCAAGACCCCGGAUCUCGACGACCGCGUCCGCCUCGCCUCCUCCCUCGCCGUCGCCCUCUGGUCCCUCCACUCCCUCGACUGGCUGCACAAGUCCCUCCGCUCCGACAACAUCCUCUUCUUCCCCUCCGCCUUCUCCGCCUCCGCCGUCUCCCCCACCGCGACCGCAGCUCUCGUCCCGGACAUCUCGAGACCGUUUCUGGUGGGAUUCGACGCCUCCCGCCCGGACCUCGACCCGGCCCUCUCCCUCGCGCCCAGGAGGGCCCCCUCCCCCGCCGCAAACCUCCACCGCCACCCUUCCUCCCUCCGAGGGCUCCCCUACUGCAAGGCCUUCGACGUCUACAGCCUCGGCCUGCUCCUCCUCGAGAUCGGCCUGUGGAAGUGCCUCCAGUCCUACCACAGGCCGCACUACUCCCCCGAGCGCUGGCGCGACAAGGUGGUCCUGCCCGUCCUUGUGCCGGGCUUGGGGAGCAAGGUGGGCAAGAGGUACAAGGAGGUCGUGGAGAUGUGCCUCGGGGCUGACGAGGGCAUGACGAGUAGUGAGGCUGGGAAGCUGAUGGAGUCUGUCGUGGCCAAGUUAGAAAGUAUCCGGCUAUAG